Messenger RNA from Caenorhabditis angaria, 609 nucleotides. Lineage: Eukaryota; Metazoa; Nematoda; Chromadorea; Rhabditida; Rhabditidae. The record is from the annotation of a GenBank genome assembly.
AUGGGCGUUUGGGUUUAUAUUGAGCCUUCCUCCGCAUUAUUUCCAGCUACAGUGCAAGCAACUUCUGUUCAUCAUCUUGUUAAUGUGAAAGCGAAGAGAUUGGCUUUUAAGGUAAUAUUUAUUAUAUUUGGGGAGGUGGAAUUGCGGAGCAUCGUUGUUUUCAUGAAAAAUUUGAACUUUUAGUGUUUUUAACUGGUGGAAUCGCGGAGCAUCGUAAAAACCCCCUAUUUUUACAGGUUAAAACCUCAAACAAUGAGCAAUAUUCAGUGCGUCCAGUGUUCGGUUUCCUGGAUCCAAAUAGAUAUGAAAAAUUUGAAGUUCAAAAAAUGAUUGGACCACCGACUGAAGACAAGAUUAUAGUUCAAUAUAUCGAGGUAUCGGAUAUGAUUGAAAAUCCACGAACACCUUUUUUACCUGAAUACAUUGACUAUAGAGGUUCGGGGAUUAAAGAAGUUGUUUUGCUUGUGAAAGCCACGUAGAAAUCGGGGAGAAAAAUGAAAAUAUACAACUUUUUAUACUUGUUUUAUGAAGAUUUUUUAUUCGGAAACAAAGUUGUUUCAGAAAAUCUGAUUUUCAUUUUCAGACAUUGCUCAUAUCAAAGUCGAAUAA